AUGAUCGGGAUGUGGUCUGAGAGGUUGUGGGACCUUUGUAAAACCACUUUGUUAUUUUUCCUUAUUGCCAUUGGUGUGCAAGCGCUUUUGAGUGUACUAAUAACAUGGGCUUUCCGUUUCACUGACGCUCCCGUAGAGAAAUUUUCAUUUAGGAUAUUUGGUAAAUCGAUCAAAGCGUUUCGGUUAAGAACCUCCUCCUUCGAUUUAAAGAUCGGUAAUAUUCAUUUCAGCAUAGGUAGGAAAUUAGGCCUAUUCUUAGAGGAUGUGAGUGUAGAAUUGCGUGAAACGAAAGGAAAUGCCCAGAACUCUUCAAAAAAGAAACCGGAUAAAUCUUCAUCAUCGUUCCUAACUGGUGACAAGAUACAGUUUACAAUUGGGAGUGGAAUGCUGACAGUUUUAAGAUGGAUGUUACCUUUUAGAAUAUAUGUGAAAAACCUAGUAACAAUGAAAUAUGAUGGAACUACCCUUAGGGCGGAACUGGCCUCGAUGGCAAUUGCCAAAUUCUCAGAUAAAAAACUUAAUGCAGAGGUGUUUUUGCAUGCAGCUACUCAUUUGGAAAGUGGCGCCAGCAUUCAUCAUAUUGGGUACGAAUUUAAGGUAAGACUGGAUCAAUCUAGGGAUGAAUGUACGGACAAGAUGUUGGUUAUUAUACAGAAUUGGUCCUCAUACUUGAGGGUUAGCGGAGUUCAUAUUAGAGUACCCAGUUUAUUAGAUCCAUAUGCUCCAAAUGACAGUGACAGUAGUAAAGGUUCGAAUGGUGACAGGUUGGAAAAGUUCUUAGAAACAUCAGGAAAUUUACUCAAAAAGUUUAGAGCUCCCGUUGAGACCGUAAAAGUUGUUGAUAUCAAGAUUGAAAAUAUUAUGGUAGAAUAUGAAAAUAAUGCCGUAAUUACUAUCUCCAAUUUGCAACUCUUAUUAGAAUUUGUUAGUGUCUACAGUUAUGGUAUGAAUUUGGAAUUUCUGCCUUCCAAAAAAUAUCUUCACAGGGACCUUCAAUUGUCUAUAACUGCGAAUUCGAUGGUAGCGGAAGCAGAUGAUGUUUCCAUUGUUAGGAUUCCCCUUAUCAAUGCCAUUAUUGCUACAGAUUGCAUUUCUAAAUUAUUCCAGGGAGUUCCCUUGACAAAGGCGAAGGUUUUGAACACAUUCAAUGUUAUUGAUCCUACUGUAGUCGUCACGAUGGACCAACUUUUGGCAAUACUGACCUUCAUCAAUGGAUACAAGGCAGCUAAGGCAAGUAAAAUUGCUACUCGAGAGGGCGAGGAGGAUAAUUAUGAUGAUGCUGUAGAUGAUAAUGAUGAUAACGAUAAUGGUGUUGAACUCGAAUACAGUGAUACCGGCAUUGAUGAAGAGAAGAAUUUCCAAACACAAAAGGAGAGAACCGUUGAGGUGUUGAAACAAAAAUUAAGAAUUGUUCCCAAUAUUAUGUUAGAGUUCAAUAUUUCCAACUUCAGCGCUACUUUGCAACUAUCAGAAAGAGAUAAUUUAAUCUUUAAAAUAUACAACGUUCAGUUCUUGGGGUACCAUCAAAAUGAGAAUAUGACUUUCAUUCCGGAUUCGACUAUCAACGAUACCUUCUCAAGACCAGAACUAGCAUACUUGGAGAGGGAUCCAUUCAUGGAAAAUUUGACGAACUAUUUAAAGAUUGUCGGGGCUACCUUGACUUUUCUUAGUUUACCAGAUGAAGGGGAAUAUAAUGCACUAUCAAUACCAAUAUGUGGGUUUGAAAGGUUUGAUUCUUUCAUGGAUGAAGUUACGGAUUUUUCAUUUAAUAUCCAUAGUACACUAAGACAUUUCAGUUUUACGUUGGACAGUUUUGACGUCUUUAACAAGAUAAGCGAAGCCUUGAUAGAAAUAUGGCUUGUCAAGCAAGAGGGCGAUAAAAUUCAAUCGAAGGGGACAGAGGGGCAACAAAGAACAUUGAAGGGCCCUUCCCUCGUUUUUGAUUGGUCAUUGAAGAUGCGAUUCAAGGAUGUGUCAUUUUCCAUGUUGUUGGCUGGCUUUCUGCCACGAUAUUUGGAUCCCAUAGAAUUGAAUGGUAUGAACCUUUCAGAUUUUGGUAGAGGUUGUAUCUUCCUGGUUAAUGAAGCUUUUUUGAAUCUGGGACCUAAGCAAAAGGACUGCCACAUUUUAGAUUCUUCAUUGAUCCGUAUCAUUGAGAACCCACGAGGACCACAGCUAACAGAUACUAUAGUCAAGUUUAGAGAUUUGAAGUUUACUACAAAUUGGGACAAAGAAACUUCUUUGACACUACCAUGUAUUCAUCUUAAAUUGGACGUCAAUAUUAUAUGGUUCGUUUUUUUCGUUCGCAGUGUAUUUGAUCACCACUUCUUACGGUUUAAACAAAAUGGAGAUACUUCUGUAGAGAAAGUGCAGUCGAAACCAGUGAAAAAGUCACGGAAGUUCGACUUAAAACUGGAUAAAAUCACUAUUGAACUCACUUUGCCACAAAACACUCCACUACUGCUUUCUUUUACGGGCAUUUCAUUUGCCGCGGAGAAUCGUGUGCUCAAGGUCUCCUCCCUCUCAGCGUUGGUAAAGUCAGUAUAUGUGAAAAAAUUCGACGUACAUAUACCCUUGAUGGAUAUUCGGGACUUUGAAAUUGAUUUAAGUGGUAUUCAAAAGAAAUCGUUUAGCAUUGCGACAUCUGAAGUUCAUUUCCAUACUGAAUACCACUUCAGGUUUUACGUGAUCGUGGAUAAUAUUAUUAGUUUCUUCAAAUCAAUCAAACAAAUACAUUUGGCUUUUAGAAAUCUCGCUGAUUUCCAUAAAUUAUACCCAUCUCAAAUGAUGCCCAGAAAGCUGCCUUCAUUGCAGUUCUUCACAAAGAAAUUUUGCGUCGAAGUGAAAGAUGAUCCCUUUGAGCAAGAGCUGGGGUUAAUUUUUAAAGUUGGAGUUUUGGAACAGAAAGAGAGACUGGAAAAACUUAAGGAGUUUGAAUUACUGAAGGGAGACUAUCUGACACCAUCACAGAUAGAUAGUGUUCGUGAAAACAGUUGGAUUCGGAAAGCCAGACAGAGGUUGUUGGAGAAUUUCUCUACUUCUUGGAUCAGUAGGUAUCGUGAGGCUAGCAUAAGCUUCUAUGGCAUGCCCCCUCGUAUCGCUAAGCAUCAAGACAUUGAGAGCACUUAUUAUCUCUUCUCUGAAGAUGUUGGUUCCAAGGUCGCUGGUUUGACUGUUGAAAAUGUGGAUAUCAGCUUGGAACCGCCAUCAUUUCCGUUGGAUAAAUACGCGGAUUUUAUCUACCACUACGGUAAGAAAGUCCCCAAAGAUACUGCCUAUACUCUUUUAUUGAUGGCCCAUUUGGCCAUAAAGACGGAUCUUUGGGAACUUAGAAUGAGAGACUAUCCAUUGCCUGCAAUUUCAUUCCCCAAUACAUUUACCAAAGGUGACGUCGUUUUGGGGGAACGAAUGCCAGAUGAUUACUCUUUGAGAACAGUUUAUGUUCCGUUCGUUCCUGCCGCAGAUACCAUUGAACAUCGUACCGUUGAUUCCAUUUACGGCACACACGUAAUAAGGACGCUAAAUUCGGUUAAGGUAUAUUUUAACAUUACAUCCAGUGUCCAUUCUACCAUUCCAGCAACUAUUACCUGGGGUAAAUCACUACAACCAGCAUACGAGUCUUUGAUGUUAUGGUUUGACUUUUUGACAAGACCAAAAGAUGACCCUUCUCCAAAAAUUGGGUUUUGGGAUAAAUUCAGAUUUUUACUUCAUGGUAGGUGGAUUUAUGAAUUCUCCGACAUCAGUGGUAUUCAGUUAAACAUUAAAGGUUCUGGAAAUCCCUACAAAAUUGCAGAUGACGGUGCUGGUCUUACCUUCUUUUGGGCUGGUGGAACUGUGCUCCGUCUCCAUGAUACCACGGAUAAUAGGGACUUUUUGGUGAUAGAAUCCAAAAAGUUUCAAUUAGCAGUAAGAGAUUUUACAGAGCCCAAUAAGUUUGAUAAAGUUUACAUGAAUUUAGAUGGAGAGGUUGUUUGGAAAUUAGGACUUGUUUUCGAAGAAGGUGAUAUACAAGACCCUGGUGAAUGUCCUCGUACCGUUCCUUCUAGACCCCACUAUGAUAUUUCACUGAGAAACCCAGCUUAUGCCAAAGAUCUACAGGAUUACGACGCUUAUCGAGGGUUUAGAAGUGCAUUUAUUCAUAUGUCGCUUGGCGUAUACUCAACUAGAAGGGACUCUGUUAAUUGUCUUUACUUGGCACCUCACGCUGUUGCGCAUUUUUUGGAAUGGUGGAAUUUGUUCCAUACAUAUACUUCAGGGCCUAUUAGACAAGGACCACUUUUUAAUGUAUUUGAACCAGACACUGCAAAGUUCGGUAGAUCUUUAUUCACUGUCAAAUAUCAAUUAUCUCUAACACCGUUGGUUUUCACUCAUGCGUAUAGACACUACUCUGACUUAGGUGAAGGUAGCAAUAUUAGUUUUACUGGUCUUAAAGGUAAAUUGAAAACUUUGAAGAUAGAUUUGCAUCAAAAGAGAGUGAAACUUUUGCAUACAAAUGAGAGAUUGAAGAAAUCUAAGGCAAUUUGGAGUUUUAAGAUGUCUAAGGGAGAGAUCGAUUGCACAGAGGCGGAUAUAAGGAUUUUGACCACCUCGUUCAAGCAGCCUGAAGUUGAAAAAGAAGCUGUGCCUGAAGUUGCAGAAGAAGUUGAGGACUUUCCGUCAGGUCAAGAUCAAGGGGGUGCUUCGAUGCAUACUUUCGAAUUGGAAGAUACUGCAUGGUUUGACUUGGAGGAUUACGUUGAUUUGGAUCAAGUGACCCUUGAGUCUACUCAACCCUUAAGUUUAGAAGCUAUACCAUUAAUGUAUUCUCCAAGAAUAUCCUACUUCAGGAAGAUAAACGAUUCUGGUUAUUUUGUAAAAUAUCCAUUUGGAGAAGAAAAUUCUCACAAGUGUCUGAUGGGUAAAGAUGAUUCUGAAAGUACUCAAAAACGUUUGGUUAUUGACAGACAUAAGGAAAUUGAGCAAGAAAUAAAUGCAAUUACUUCUAAACUAGAGGAAAUGACAGGGGAAAGUGGUAACUUACAGACAUACCAUACGCAGUAUCAAUAUCUCUCUCAAAAGCUUCACAAAGCGAAGCAUAGGUUAUUUAUAAUUGAGAACAUCCUCGAUGACUUGAGAAAUUCAGCAAAAGAGUCUCGUUUGUUCCGUGGUGAUGAGGAUGAUGAAGCAUCUAAGUUGAGCCGUUCCCGUUCUCAAUAUAGUAAUCUUGAUGAAGAGAAUAAUUACUGGUCUGAUCCCGCCUUAGUGAGGUUGCAUACUAUUGAAACAUUUAGAACAAUGAGACGUGAGUCUUGUUUACAAAUGGAUUCAAGCUAUGAUAAUAGAUUUUUUGUUCACAAUAUUCAAUUUAAAGUCAACAAAAAAGUUCGUCAUAACUUGAUGGAAUAUUUCACAAGUGCCUUUGAAAGGAAAUCCAUGAAAUUUUUCCUGACUUACAAAUCUGUCACUCUACUCAACGAACUAUUGGGUACAGCAAUCUCCAAUACUACUUCUUCCAUAAGCCAGAAUCCCCCAGAUCUAGAUGCUAUAGUUUCGAAUUCGGAAUUUAUGGAACGCUUUGAAGAGCUUAUUAGGGAAGUUCCAAGUAGCCUGCUGGAUUAUUUGGAUAGUUAUCUAAUUCGAUUGAUUUCACCACAAUUACAAAUUAUGUCUGAAAAUGAACCCAAUGUAGCGGCACUACUAUCUGCUAGGGAUAUUGAAGUUGGAAUCAUUGAUGUCAUUCAAGCGUUGGAUGAAUCAGGUGAUAAAAUGGUUAUGGACGUUAACACACUUGUUGAAACAAGGGUGUGUGUUAUUUCAAAGGACAUCCAAGUUUUCACUCUUCUAAAAAAUGAUGUUUUAGCAAAUGGAGGUGAAGGUGUUUAUAAAAACGGUUAUGGUGUCAGAGAUAAGGCUAAGUUAUGGCCACCAUGGAUCCCAAUGGAGGUUUGUUUUGAUGGAUCGCUUCUAGAAGAACAUGUUUUCUUAAGAAGAAAGUCCAUGUUCUUUACGUACACAAUCCCCAAUCCUCUGUUUUUCUCGGAUAAGGAAAUUCCAGGAUUGUCCAGCAGUCCUACGUUCAGAAUUGGUUUCCCUGGGUUACUCAUUACUUCAACAUCACAGCAGUACUGUGCGAUUUAUAAUAUUGUGGAAGAUCUUCUAGACUUUGGUGCUACUUUAGAGGAAAAAGUGGCCAAAUUGGCCAAUGUUAUGUUAGCUGAAGAAGUGAAAUACAAUUUGCAGAAAUUAGAUACAUCAGUGGUAACGAAUCUACAGAGGAGAGUUAAAGAGCAGUAUUAUACUCGUGAAUUUUUGAAGCUUCAUGAUGCUGCUACUUUUAGAAAGACUUCAAAACUUUUAACUCUUGAGAUUCGAACUACUCUGUUGGAACUUUUUAUCAUUAUGACUGCCAUCAAGAAAAACUAUGAUAAUUUAGUUAAAAGCCAUAGGGCAGGUAGAAGUAGGUUAGAAUGGCGUGUAGCUGCUGACGAGUUAAUUUGGCAGAUGUUCGAUGAUAAAAAGAAACCAUUUACGACAAUUGCUUUGAGUUCAUCGACUUUCGUCCGUCAUGAGGCUCUAGAUGGUACUAACACUAAUACUGUAUCUCUAUCAUCGGUUCAUGUUUUCAAUCAGCAGGAAAAUCCAACUUACGUUGAAAUUGUAGUACCUUUCGAUUCCCAUCCUCGUUAUUCGAAAGAUGUACCCAUGGUGGAAAUUUCGUGGAAAUUGGGACCCCCAGUAGGUGGUAUUGGUGAUCUACAAAAGAUGGUGGUUAAUUUACAACCUAUUAGGUUUAAGAUAGAUCAUAUUACCUCUGAAAAGUUUCUCAAUUAUUUAUUCCCAAAGAAUGAUCGGAAUAUUGCUCCUACAAAUACAGCUGUUUCUUCCAAUGUUUCAGCCAAUCUGAGUCCUGCUCGUUUAAAGCGGAAUUUGAAUGAAAUGUCUUUCAGACAAACUGCUAUGUCUACGGUGCUGGAUAUACACGGUAAUUUACGCAGUCACUCUCCAACUGGUGAUUCUUUUGGUAAUGUUGGCGCUAACAGUGGUGGUGGUAGUGACGGUGAUUCGAUAGAAGUGGCCACUUCUCCUAGUGGAUCAGAGGAAUCUAGUAUCGGUAGAAAGGCUUCAAAGAAGAUUGCUACACAAUUGUUCGAUCAGCCAGAUGAGAAUAUAAGCGAGAUGGUUAAAAGAUCAGGUACCUUCUUCAAUGUCGGUUCUGUUCAUAUCCAAAAAUUGAUAAUGUCUGUUUGUUACAAAGGCUCACAUCAUCUUUUUACGGAUGUAGAUAAUUUAACUGUUAGAGUGCCUCAUCUAGACUAUAAGAAUAAAUUAUGGUCUAGAGAUGAAUUUUUGGCAGCUUUGAGAAAAGAUAUUACAAGGGUUGUAUUGGGGCAUUUGGGUAAUAUUAUCGGUAAUAAAUUCAUCCCACAUAAGAAGGAAAAUAAACUAAAGGCAUCUAUGGAUAUUUCACAGUUGUUAAAUUGGGAUAGCAGGGGGCAUGGUUCGAAGGGGGCCCCCAUUGGAAAUAAUCCUUCCUUCGAGGUCUCUGGAGAUAGUAUACCAGAGGAACCUAUCGACGGAGAAGUAGGGAUAGAACCUUUUUCAGGGUAG
Messenger RNA from Zygosaccharomyces rouxii, 7587 nucleotides. It is a transcript of the gene HOB2, whose product is annotated as Hob2p. The record is from RefSeq and is a predicted model, not a curated record. Lineage: Eukaryota; Fungi; Ascomycota; Saccharomycetes; Saccharomycetales; Saccharomycetaceae. The transcript has a single exon. Bases 1 to 7587 code for a protein of 2528 amino acids.